AUGCCCAUAUUUCAUGAUCCCCAUGAUAGUCCGCCGACAUCGUCAUUCUUGCCUCAGGCAUCGGUCACAGGCUUUCAGAGAGCAGACACUUCGGAAUUCGCUGUAGAGAGAAGUCUGGAAUCCGCCAUGCAAUCAGAACCAUCGAAAACCGACAUGUCCCUGGAUAGGGACCCUGAGUCCCCUAGUCAAACGCGCAAGCCAUUUAUGUUCGGACGGAAGGAGUGGAUCGAGAGGAUCAAGAGGACGAAUAGCCCAUCGUGGCUGCAGCGGCAGGGUGGCGAAGUCAUGACUGAAUGCGAUGCCUCCACCCGACCGACAUCGCAAGACCGUCCGGACACACCUCUAGUCUCGUCCACCGAGCCGCAAACCUCACGAAUCUCUACCCCGGAACACCUUCGAGAUCCUGCAGCCGUUGGCCUGGAUAUCGAACGCCCGCGAUCCGCGUUACACUCCGGAGACUUCAGAGAGAAGAGAGCAGGCGCAACAUCUGAGAAUGACCAUUCGUCUUCAGGCUUCCUAGCAACUUCGCCAGUUGUCCCUUGGAAUCGCUCAUUCCCAACCUCAGUCUUUGCCCCACAACACAAAGACGUCUCGUAUCCGGGAUCGCGCAUCGAUGACAAUCGUACAGCUGCACGAGCACGGGCGAUAUCGCAGUCAUCACAGUCACCGUUCAGUUCGUUCGCCUUCCUACCACCCACAAGCCCGCUUGUCCAGCAGGCAAAUAACACAGACUUGGACUUCUCCUCAACCCCAAGCUCGCGGCAGGGAUCUCGAAGUCCUGAUAGAGACCAUCGCCGACAUACAUACUCUCCUGCAUCCUUUGGUAAUUACAAGCCCACCCAGAUGGCGCGAUCUGCGACUGGCACUCCAGCUGCUCGGCAUCUACGCCAUAGUAGUUCGAUACCAUACCAGGCACAUCAACCUCGACGAUCGAUGACGUUCAAUCAGUCUGAGCCUCAUUCUCAUUCGCAAACGCCGUUCCUCCAUGCACGGCGCCCCUCCUUCUCGUCGGAGGCAUCUCCAUUGCAGCACGCUCCCAUGGUUGGGUCUUACGAGGAGUCGAUACUACGGGGGCGCAUGUCUACUACACCAUCACGGCCUCUCGACUUCGUCGCUAAAAUUGGAGUACUUGGCAGAGGGCAAUGCAAAUCAAGCCUUAAAUGUCCACCUCAUGUCACGGUACCCUUUCCAGCAGUCUUCUACAGCUAUAACACAGGCAACGGUAGGAUUUCAGACAAUGAGCCGAGUCCCUAUGUUGGGCAUAUUGAUCUAGAAAAUUCAUUGCCACCGCCAGAUGAAAGCAGUGAGAGUGGUAGACGUAAGCGACGACAUGUUGUACCUGCCCCUGAUCAAGACGAUCUCGAUUUCAGGAUAAACCUUGGAGAAGAGGAGAAUGGUCAAGGUGCAAGAGGAGACCUUCGUCGGAAAGAGAAGAAAAAGCGACGAUCAACAUCACCCAAGGCGCCUCCCGGGGGCUCUUAUCGUAUCCCGCCACAAGGUCAGCUCCAGAUCGUGUUAAAGAAUCCAAACAAGACAGCAGUCAAGCUUUUCCUAGUUCCGUACGAUUUGUCGGAUAUGGAACCUGGCCAGAAAACUUUCAUUAGACAGCGUAGCUACUCUGCAGGGCCUAUUAUCGAUAUGCCCGCAUCAUCACGAAAGAAUCUGGGCACCGACCGUCCAGAAGCUGCUAUCAGCAAUUCAGAUGACCCAAACGACCGGCCAAUUCUGCGUUACCUAAUCCACCUACACAUAUGUUGUCCUUCAAAAGGUCGCUACUAUCUGUACAAAAGCAUACGAGUCGUUUUUGCGAAUCGAGUACCGGACGGCAAAGAAAAGCUCCGAAACGAGAUCCAGCAACCGGAGCCCAGAUAUAGCACGUACAAACCGAUGCGAGAAGCAACGUCAUUGCAAAAGGCACAGUCAACUGGAUCCCAGCUUACCACGGACCGAGCUUUCCGUCGGCGCAGCGCUGGAUGGCCACUCUCGCAGUCUCAGCAAGCAUACGGACAGCUGGAUGGCCUGAAGCAACACACACCACUACCUCCCCCAGCUGUCAAAUUCACCGGUGGCACCACCAAUUCCUCAGCAUCGAGCGGCUUCAGCUCGCCUGUACCAGAAUUGCAACCCAUACCUUUUAGCCUUGGUCGCCUUGCUGCGAUCGAUUCGCGGCCUGUUUCCCGUGACCGCAUGGAUGUUGAUCCGAAGAGCCCAUUCAGAACGCCUAUAACAUCACCGCGAGCUGGCGUAAGUAGUUUGAAUAAUCGGAGCGACGGCACUUUUGAGAAACUGAGCAAAGGCGAUGUCGGCUAUGGCGGGAAUGCAUUCUCGCCACUUGGUAGCCCCUCUGGUCCGCCCAACGCAGGUCUCCUGUCGCAGCGACUCCGCGGUUUGGAUGUCCAGCGCAACGAGGAAGACAUUGCGCCUAAUUCGCCAACCGCAAAUGCUUUGAAGAGCAGAUACGUAGUCGUAGAAAGCGCAGGGAGACUACAGGCUAUCCAGGCGCAGAAGAGGUGGCACUCUCAAGCGCCAAAUGACUUGAAGCAGAACAAACUUUACCAGUUCGACGACGUCCUGCACAUCCUCGAAGCCCCAUCAGACUCACGCCUUCUCAUCGACGUCCGCGAACCCCAUGAAUUCGAGAAAGACACUAUCCCCACCUCCAUAAACAUCCCCGUCACAUCACAGCCCGAUGCGCUGCUACUAGAUGAAGAAGAAUUCCAGGAUAGGUUUGGUUUUCAGAAACCACCGAAAGGGAAGGAGGUUGUCUUCUUUUGCAAAGCCGGAGUGAGGAGCUCGGCAGCUGCGGGGAUUGCAAGGCAGGCUGGAUAUAUAAACAUCGGCGAGUACCGUGGAUCCUGGCUCGACUGGCAGAAGCGCGGCGGACCGGGCACAAAGUCCCCAUCAAAGCCUGAUGGCAUGGGUGAACCUAAAGCCCCUACAACCGAAACAAAGCCUACAGCUAGGACGGGCGACAGUGGGGAAGAGGACCUUGGGCCUCAGGGACAGCCACCAUAUCCACCAGGGCCCAUAGGCCGGCAGUAG
Messenger RNA from Alternaria burnsii, 3042 nucleotides. RefSeq lists its product as uncharacterized. The record is from RefSeq and is a predicted model, not a curated record. Bases 1 to 3042 code for a protein of 1013 amino acids. Lineage: Eukaryota; Fungi; Ascomycota; Dothideomycetes; Pleosporales; Pleosporaceae. The transcript is spliced from 5 exons.